Molecule: messenger RNA, 772 nt
Organism: Panicum virgatum (switchgrass)
Lineage: Eukaryota; Viridiplantae; Streptophyta; Magnoliopsida; Poales; Poaceae
Product: polyprenol reductase 1-like
Exons: 4
Coding region: 126-527 (133 amino acids)
Biological process (GO): polyprenol catabolic process; dolichol-linked oligosaccharide biosynthetic process
Cellular component (GO): endoplasmic reticulum
Molecular function (GO): 3-oxo-5-alpha-steroid 4-dehydrogenase activity
Source: RefSeq, a predicted model, not a curated record
UUGUUUUUUUUCCCGCCAGCUACUAUGUGGCUGCUCCUUUGUCACUUGCUAGUUCUUCUCUUCCUGAAGCAAUACAGUAUCUUCAAUAUCAAAUAGCUGAGUUUAUAGUAAAGGGUCGAGCGAGGAUGCCAGAUCUAGUAAUCGACCCGUCACAUCUCUUGAAGCCUCUUCUGAAGUUGGGGUGGUGCCAGUGGAUCGGUGCUGUUAUUUUCAUCUGGGGCUCACUCCAUCAGAUCCGCUGCCAUGCAAUUCUUGGAUCAUUGCGUGAACACAAAGAUUCUGAUGAAUAUGUAAUUCCAUGCGGUGACUGGUUCAGUCAGGUGUGUUGCCCUCAUUACCUUGCUGAACUAGUAAUAUAUUUGGGCAUGCUGAUAGCUAGUGGUGGAUCAGACAUUUCGGUGUGGUUCCUGUACCUUUUUGUGAUAACAAACUUGUCCUUUGCAGCGGUACAAACUCAUAAAUGGUAUCUUCAGAAAUUUGAAGAUUACCCUCGCUCUCGCUAUGCAAUCAUUCCAUUUGUAUGCUAGAUGUCUCUAGGAAAUGCCAAAGACAUGUUCUGUUUGUUUUCAUCAGCUUGGACAGGUCCAAGUGUCCAACGUGCAACACAUAUUCAUGUAAAUGUGACAGUGUAGACAUUGAAGUACUGUAUUGUUUUAACUUAAGUAGUUUCAAUCACUCUGUUUGUACUUAUUAUGAUAUUUGUGUAUGUACAUUAAAAUACACAGAUAUUUGAUGUGCAUUAUUAUUGGUUAACAUUUUUUAGCAUUGCAAA